Messenger RNA from Impatiens glandulifera, 1211 nucleotides. RefSeq names its product elongation factor P. Gene Ontology annotation, molecular function: translation elongation factor activity. The transcript is spliced from 7 exons. The record is from RefSeq and is a predicted model, not a curated record. Gene Ontology annotation, cellular component: cytoplasm. NCBI's taxonomy places the organism in Eukaryota, Viridiplantae, Streptophyta, Magnoliopsida, Ericales, Balsaminaceae. Gene Ontology annotation, biological process: translational elongation; peptide biosynthetic process. Bases 144 to 860 code for a protein of 238 amino acids.
UCCAGAACUAGAAAUGGUGUAAUGAAAAGAGGCAGAAACUCUCAUAUCCUUUCUCUCAAGCUCAAUUUCUGCGCAAAGAUUCGAAAUUUAUCGUCGUCUUCGAUUGAAAGUCUAAACAGCUGAGGAAAAAAAAAAGAAAAGUUAUGUCGGGUUUCGCAGCUUUGAAGCUGAAUUCAAGCCCUUGCCAUUUCCGUACAUCAUCGUUAUUGUCGUCGUCCACUUCAUUUGAUUUGAGGCCUUCAUUUCUUCGAAUAAGUGUUCUUCCUGCAGGCCCCCGUCGAUCCAUUUACCCAAGGAUAGUUGCAUUUACGAGCAAUGAUAUUAAGGUGGGUAGCAAUAUUGAAGUGGACGGAGCUCCUUGGAGAGUUAUGGAGUUUCUUCAUGUGAAGCCUGGUAAAGGAGCUGCAUUUGUGAGAACUACUAUGCGAAAUUAUAUAACAGGAAAUACUGUUGAGAAGACAUUCCGUGCUGGAAGCAAGAUUGGUGAGGCUGACAUAUUGAAGCAAACAAAGCAGUACACUUAUAAAGAUGCCGCCCAGUUUGUUUUCAUGGAUAUGACCACAUUUGAGGAAUAUCGUCUUAACGAGUCAGAUGUUGGUGAUAAGCAAAAGUGGUUGAAAGAAGGCAUGGAUUGUACCUUGCUAUUUUGGAAUGGAAAGAUUAUAGACUUUGAACUGCCUAUCACAGUAAGAUUGACCGUGGUUGAUGUUGAUCCUGGCCUAAAAGGUGAUACAGCACAAGGUGGAUCAAAACCGGCAACCCUUGAUACUGGUGCUAUCGUUAAUGUUCCAUUGUUCGUUGAAAGAGGCACAGACAUAUUGGUGGAUACAAGAACUGGCCAGUACAUGACCCGAGCAUAAAACAUCACUAGGAUGAUCUGCAAUUUUAAUCUUCAAGAAUUGUUAAAUAGAUGAAGCUUGAAUCUUCUUCGCUACAGUAUAUGUAUCGCUGUUGUUUCAAAGGUUUAGUUGCAGAAUAUCUGAUUUUGUACUUGAGAGAGUAGGAUUUCGACCACUUAUAAAUGAUGAAGUUAUGAACGUCCAUUCGGUUCUUUAAUUAGAUUCAUUUGAGAUCAAGGAUAAUCCUCUUCUUAGUAGUUGAUUGUGGGUUAAUCAAACAUUCAUAGUCUAUUUACAUGUAUAUACAAUAACAUGUAUUUAUCUUAUUUUUGUAAUUCUUAUUUACAAUUUUAUAAAUGUAUUUUUAAUUUC